AUGGAUGCCAGAGUGGUCCGAUCAGAGCGAGACUGUGUUCUAGCAUGUUGCUCUGAGGAAGUUAAGCCAGGUGCUAAAUGCAACAUGGUUGUGUAUAAUGGCAACAAACAACCUGGUGAAAACAACUGCUUCUUGUUUCACUGUCCGGCCGAGCAAGACUGUCCACUGAUGAAAGCUGUCGAUGGGAUCAACACAUAUGACAUCUACAAAGGGCUGAUCCAUUUUACAACGAUGAGACCAACUUCUACUUCAACAAUCUCGACCAGCACUAAGCAUGAAAUGAAAACAACAAUGGAAAACAAGAGGGCCGAGGAGGGAAGAGGCGGGGGAAUGAGCUUCCUCGCAGCGGAAGGAGACGACGGAUCUCCCGCAGGACAAUGUGAGGCGCAGAGUUGA
Messenger RNA from Knipowitschia caucasica, 396 nucleotides. The record is from the annotation of a GenBank genome assembly. NCBI's taxonomy places the organism in Eukaryota, Metazoa, Chordata, Actinopteri, Gobiiformes, Gobiidae.